AUGAAUGGCGAAUGCGGCGAAAGGGGGCAGAUCAUCGAGGUGUGGGGACACAACCUUGAGGAGGAGUUCGCACGCAUCCGAGAUGUGGUUGAGCGGUUCCAGUAUAUUGCUAUGGACACGGAGUUCCCGGGGAUUGUGGCGCGGCCGACGGGGAACGUGACGGACUACAACUACCAGACGGUGAAGUACAACGUGGAUUUGUUGAAGGUGAUCCAGUUGGGCAUCACGUUUGCGGAUGCGGAGGGGAACUUGGCGGAGGGGACGUCGACGUGGCAGUUCAACUUUCGCUUCGACUUGAACGAGGACAUGUACGCGCAGGACUCGAUUGAUUUCUUGAAGCAAAGUGGAAUAGACUUUGACAAGCAGCAGAAGAAGGGGAUCGAUGUGCAGGACUUUGGCGAGUUGAUCAUGAACUCCGGCUUGGUGAUGAACGAAGACGUCAAGUGGAUUUCUUUCCAUGGCUGCUACGACUUCGGCUACUUGCUCAAGUUGCUGACCUGCGCACCUCUCCCGCACUCCGAGUCGCAAUUCUUCGAGCUCCUGCACGACUUCUUCCCCUCGCUGUACGACAUCAAGUACCUCCUGCGGUCGAUCCACAACUUCAACUUGUCCGGCGGCUGUUCGCUGCAAAAGAUCGCCGAGCACCUCCAAGUCACGCGCAUUGGGCCGCAACACCAGGCAGGCAGCGACUCUCUGGUCACCUGUCGGACGUUCUUCAAGUUGAUCGAGCUCUACUUUGGCAGCUGCAUCGAUGACUGCGGGUACUCCGGCGUGAUCUACGGGCUCGGCAUGAGCCUGCCGAAGCACUCGCGUGGCGGGAGCAGCCACCAACUGCCCUCGGUCUCUUCCUUCCCUUCGUCGCGGUCCUCCGACCACGCAGGGCGCGGGGCCCGAGUGGGGAAGGCCCGCGCGAACGACGAGAGCGAGGACGACCGCGCCUCGGGGCCAGCCGCGGGCAGUGGAGCGACGAGCGCGAGUUUCUCCAGCAGCCUCGCAGGCGGGGCUUCCGGGGCGCAGUCGGGGAGUGGUCUCAACCACGGAAACCAUCUGCCGUUCCACCACGGAUCUCACGCGUCGCACCAGCCUGGCCACUUGCUGAACUCGCACAUGAACACCUUCUCUGCGAGCAGUUCCGCGUCUCUGGUGUCUGGGUCUACGGGGCCUGCGUCCACGCCUGAGUUCGUCCCCUCGUCCCUCCACUCUGCGAACAGCUUGCACGGGAAUCAGUUGCCUCUCUCGAACACCUCCCUGUCCCUCUUGGCGUCGCCGAACAACGGCAGCUCGGGACUCGCCUCGGGCCACGGUUCGUUUCUUCUCGGGGCGACCGGCGCACAGGGGACUUCCGGAGCUGCCGCGGCGUCGGUGCACUCGCGGCCUUCUCGCCAGGUGCUCGGCGCCUCCUCGGGCGGCUCAGGCUCCUCGUCCACGACGCAUCUGCGGUCGCAGCGCGGCAACCUCACAGCCGGCCUGCUGCCCUCGGGGGGCCCGCAGCUGUUUGGGCUCCAAGCGGGCCUUUCGACCGCGGCCGCGGCGCCCGGGCUCGGGGACACGGCAGGGACGCACCAGGGCCAGGGCCCCCACAGUGCAGAGAACGCGUCGUUCAACUCGGGCACGCUGAUAGCCCCAGCGGAGGGCGGUCGAGGCCCGCUGCGACUCCCCCUCGCGGGGUCGGGAGGCGUUCUGCCUCUCUCUGGAGCUCGCGGCAGCUGCGGUCGGUCAGCCUCGUUUCUCGCCCAAGAGAGAGACAGAGCCUCGGGCCCAGCCGCGCCGGGUCUAAGCAGCGGGCUGCUGGUGCUGCAGGCCAAUGGAGGCGUAGCGGAGGGGACGGAGGCGACGAAGGGCGUGGGCGCCUGGAGCGCAGGCAGCGAGAAGGCGAGCGGAGGCUUCGCAGGAAGCAUGUGGGGCGGAGCGAACGCGGAAGGGGAGAGGAAGAAAUCGAGUCUGGGGCCGACGGGAAGCGCGUCACAGCAAGAGUAG
Molecule: messenger RNA, 1977 nt
Organism: Neospora caninum
Lineage: Eukaryota; Apicomplexa; Conoidasida; Eucoccidiorida; Sarcocystidae
Product: CCR4-NOT transcription complex,subunit 7-like,related
Exons: 3
Coding region: 1-1977 (658 amino acids)
Cellular component (GO): P-body; CCR4-NOT core complex; CCR4-NOT complex
Molecular function (GO): poly(A)-specific ribonuclease activity; nucleic acid binding
Source: RefSeq, a predicted model, not a curated record